Molecule: messenger RNA, 3049 nt
Organism: Sebastes umbrosus (honeycomb rockfish)
Lineage: Eukaryota; Metazoa; Chordata; Actinopteri; Perciformes; Sebastidae
Gene: msh4
Product: mutS homolog 4
Exons: 20
Coding region: 168-2936 (922 amino acids)
Biological process (GO): mismatch repair; reciprocal meiotic recombination
Cellular component (GO): nucleus
Molecular function (GO): ATP-dependent DNA damage sensor activity; mismatched DNA binding; ATP binding
Source: RefSeq, a predicted model, not a curated record
AUUUCAGAUUCCACUAGUAGCUAGCUAACGGUAGCUCGUAUAGCUCAUAUAGGCGUAGACGAGGGCUCAUUUGAUCGCAGUCUACUAUUAUUUUUGCUACUAGCAUUUCCAGUUACAGAUAUAUUAAUUAGUUUGUUAAUAUACCUCUGCUUUUAGGAUGUUUUAAGAUGUUUCGUAGCAGCACAGAGGAGGUAGGAGACACCCCGGACUGUGGACAGACAUGGGGGGUGUCCCCGACGGACAGAAGCGGACUAAAUGAAACCACCUCGUACGGUCCCGCCUCAGCUUCCUCCGGUUCUUCACACCAGAGUUUAGAUGAAGGCAGUACGAGCUCCAGCCGUGGUCCAUCACUCCCCAGAGUGGCCUCAGGUCAGUUCCAUCACAGCUUCAGGUUAGGCAGGAUAAAUUCAUCACUCCUUGCAUCCACCUCGGACAGCUCCUCCCUACGCAGCCGUGGAGGAACACCAAAACACAAGUGGACCCCGGGGUCUGCUGGGGCCACUGGCACACACCCAGCACGGACACCACUCACUGAUCACACCGCAACAAGUUGCUCCUCUGCGACCACAACCUCGGGUGCCACUGUGAUUGUGGCGGUGGUUGAAGGGCGCGGUUUGGCCCGGGGAGAGAUUGGCAUGGCCAGUCUCAACUUGAAAUAUCCAGAGCUUGUACUCUCGCAGUUUGCGGACACUGGGACGUAUGCCAAGGUCAUAACCAAGAUUCACAUCGUGGUGCCACUGGAAAUACUGAUGCCAGACACAGCCAGUGAGAAGGGGAAGGGGACAAAGCUGUUCAACCUCAUCACAGAGAACUUCCCGGGAGUAGCUUUCACUGCUAUCCAAAGGAAGUAUUUUAACGAGAGGAAAGGACUGGAGUACAUCCAGCAGCUGUGUGCUCCAGAAUUUGGCACCGUCCUCAUGGAAGUGCAAGCUAAGUAUUAUUGCUUAGCAGCAGCAGCUGCUUUGCUGAAAUAUUUAGAGUUCAUCCAGAACUCCGUCUACGCCUCCAAGUCUCUCAAAGUGAGCUUUAAAGGCAGUGAACAGACAACAAUGAUUGACUCGGCGUCUGCUGCUAACUUGGAGUUGGUGGUCAAUAACAGAGACCACAGGAGCGAGCAUACUCUUUUAGGGGUGCUUAACCACACUAAAACGCCUGGUGGUGCCAGAAGGUUGCGCGCCAAUAUUCUGGAGCCUCUGGUCGAUGUGGACACCAUCAACAUACGCUUGGACACCAUACAAGAGCUGCUGCAGGACGAGGAGCUCUUCUUUGGUCUGAAGAAUGCCAUAGGUCAUUUCCUUGACAUUGACCAGCUGCUCUCUGUUCUUGUCCAAAUCCCAAAGCAGGAAACGGUUCAGGUUGCUGAAGCAAAGAUUACACACGUCAUUCAACUGAAACACACAUUGGACCUGGUGCCACGGUUAAGGAUGGUGUUGAAGAACUGCAACACAGCUCUGCUCAAGGCAUACAGCACCUCACUGGAAGACAACAGGUUUGACAUGAUUCUAGAGCAGAUCAAGACAGUGAUCAAUGAGGACACUACCUACCUGAAGGGGAGCCUGAACAUGCGCACCCAGAAGUGUUACGCUGUCCGCCCCAACAUCAACGAGUUCCUCGACAUUGCACGCAGAGCCUACACUGAGAUAGUGGACGACAUUGCAGGGCUAGUGAACCAGAUGGGGGAGAAAUAUGGUUUUCCAAUGCGUACCAGCUUCAGCACAGCUCGAGGUUUCUUCAUCCAGAUGAAGCUUGAAGGAGUGGUCCUGCCUGAAGGGAAACUCCCCCCUGAGUUUAUCAAGGUCACCAAGCAUAAGAACAACUACGGCUUCACUAUAGCUGACCUGAUGAAGAUGAAUGACCGCUGUGACGAGGCCCUGAGGGAGAUCUUUCACAUGUCCUAUGUGGUGAUAUGUCAACUUCUGAGCACCAUCCACGAGCACAUCCACUGCCUUUACAAGCUCUCUGAUGCCGUAUCCAUGCUGGACAUGUUGCUGUCACUGGCCAACGCAUGCACCAUCUCAGACUAUGUGCGCCCAGAGUUCACAGACACGCUGGCCAUCAAGCAGGGUCGUCACCCCAUUCUGGAGCGGAUGGUUGGACAGGAGCCUGUGUCGAACAAUAGCUACAUCUCCGAGGGCAGCAACUUUGUCAUCAUCACUGGACCCAACAUGAGCGGCAAAUCCACCUACCUCAAACAGGUGGCGCUGUGUCAGAUCAUGGCUCAGAUAGGUUCUUUUGUUCCAGCUGAGUAUGCCUCUUUUCGUGUUGCUGAUCAGAUUUUCACCAGAAUUGGAGUGGAUGAUGAUUUUGAAACUAACUCUUCCACCUUCAUGUUGGAAAUGAAGGAGAUCUCUUACAUAAUCCACAACGUAAGUGACAGGUCCUUGAUCAUCAUAGACGAGUUGGGGCGUGGUACCAGUGCUGAGGAGGGCAUCGGCAUCUGCCACUCGGUCUGUGAGUUCCUCCUUAGCCUCAAGGCGUUCACCCUGUUUGCUACACACUAUCUUGAGCUGUGCCAACUAGAGUCUCUUUAUCCCAACGUGGAGAACCAGCACAUGGAGGUUCAGCACACACGCAGUGGUGACACUGGCGCAGAGAGCGUUGUGUAUACGUACUUGCUGAAUCGAGGGUGCUCUGAAGAAAGACAUUAUGGUCUGAGAGCAGCAGAAAUGACUGCGCUUCCUUCAAGCAUAAUUCAAGAGGCGAAGAUGAUUGCCUCUAAAGUUAGCCAGCAGCUUUUGGCCAAACAUCACAGUGAUCCAGAGACACAGAGGCAGAGAGCUGUGUACCACCUGGCCACCCGCCUGCUGCAGACUGCCAGAAACUCCAGACUGGACCCAGACAGCUUGCGUAGGUAUCUGAAGGGCCUGAAGAAGCAGUAUGAGGCAGAGCUGCAGGCAGCAGGGCAGCCAGCGACCAUUGACACAGAGGAGGAAUGACUGGUUCAGCCCGGUGAGGCCUGAAAGUAUGAGUAUCAUUAAUGGGCAUAUCGUAUGUUUUUUCCUUUAUUGUGAUUAACUUAUUUGAUAUUAAAUAUAUAUAUUGAAUUCCA